Molecule: messenger RNA, 4253 nt
Organism: Oncorhynchus kisutch (coho salmon)
Lineage: Eukaryota; Metazoa; Chordata; Actinopteri; Salmoniformes; Salmonidae
Gene: ccdc57
Product: coiled-coil domain containing 57
Exons: 21
Coding region: 390-3665 (1091 amino acids)
Biological process (GO): centriole replication; microtubule nucleation; positive regulation of mitotic cell cycle
Cellular component (GO): spindle microtubule; centriole; centriolar satellite
Source: RefSeq, a predicted model, not a curated record
UAUGUUUUAUCACUGAUAUACUAUAUAAUCAUGGACCAUGAAAACAUAGGUGUUGACAUAAUCUUUGGCUCCCUAGCUGAAAAUGUUCAGGGCCCCAAACUGUACAAGUGUACCAAGUUUCAUGCUUUUAUGAAAAGUUAAAAAGUGCACCUAAAUUGUGCAGAUAUUUCCUGGACCACAUUUAAAUCUUGCUUGGUAGUAUGCCAGAAGAGAUUAGCAGUGAGUGAUGUUUUUGUACUUUUUGAAAAAAACAUAUUGUUUAGUAUGAUUGCAUGCAUGUGAUUUCAGCUUUAGUACAGUCCUGCCUUCAGGACUAUGUAACCAGUUUUAUAAAAUUAAAAACUUUCCAGUGAUAUGUUUCUCUUGAAUUCUGAUUUCUGUCAGAAGACAUGUUUCCACAGGUGAGGCACACCCACCAAAAGACUGAGCAGAUGGCCAUGCAGGCUAAUGAUGGAGCUGACCUGGACACCCAGUUGGCAUGUAAGGAGAAAGAGUGGAAGGAGCUCCAGACCCUACGGGUCCAGCAGCAGGAUAUGUCCCUCCGUGAUGCCCAGGAACAGCUCUCUCUCCUCAGGGAACGCUUCCAGCAGCUCAAGGAGGACUUCUGCUUUAACCUGGCCGUGCUGGAGGAGAGAGACAGAGAGCUGGAGAGAUAUGACGCCAUGGCUGCCCGCGCACAGGCCACAGAGACUGCCAGGCAGGAGGAGUUGAGUCAGUUACGUAUCCAGAUAGCCAAGCUGCAGGAGGAGAGGGAGAGCGAAGCAAGAGAGGUGAGACACAGCCAGCAGAGAGCUGCCGAACACAGGCUGCAGCUAGAGAGGCUCCAGAGCGGUCAGGCUGGGGACCUUCAGAAGCAGAGAGCGGAGUACGACGGGAUGAAACGAGAUCUCCAACGCAGAGUCCAGGAGGUGGACGGACAGCUGGCUCUACAGAAGCAGGAGAUGAUGACAGACUUUGAUAAUGAGAUGAGGCAGAGAGAGCAUGAGUUCAACCUGAGGAUGGAUGAGAUGAGAGCCGUGGUCCUGUCUCACGAACUCAGGGUGAAGCUGCUCUCUAAGGAAACAGAGGUCCACUCCCAGGCCCAGGCUCAGGCUGUGGAGGCCCUGAAGGCCUCAGAGGAUCUCUGUCAGCACACACACACACAGCUACAGCACAGACACUGGGAGAUAAAGGACAUCACUGCCGUCAAGGACGCAAGGAUAAAGGAGCUAGUGGACAAAAUAAAAGCUCUACAGACCAAGAGGAAGAGAGAGGAGGAAGUCUACAACAAGAAGCAUGAGCAAUUGGACCGGGGAGUGCGUGAGAGAGAGGCUCAGCUGGAUGCGUUAAAGGACGCUCACAGAGAACAGCUACGACAGGCGGAGACACAUAGCGGUCAGCUACAGUCAAAACUGGAAGCCAUGGCAACACACACACACAGGACCCAGAGAGACCACGAGGACACACUGCGAGAGAGAGAUCAACAGAUAGACAGGCUUCGUAUGGAGCUGGAGACGACUCGUAGUGGCUGGGACACGUACAUCACUCAGAUCUCUAAGGAGACGGUUUUUAAGGACACAGAACUGCUAGCCCUGCAGGAGAUAGAAAGCAAAUUACGGACCGAACUUGAUCGGAGCAGGGGGGAGACAGAAAGGUACAAGCAGCAGCUGUUUGUGGGUGUGGAGCGAGAGAAGGCUCUAGAGCAGAGAAGAAUCCAGGUGGAGCUGGAGUGGCAGAGACGCUGCGAAGACAACAAGACUGAACACUACUUGCACAGUGAAGAGUUAAUACAGGGCCUGACACAGGCCAGAGACCAGGCUAGUGCGGAGCUGAGAGAGAAGGAGAGAGAACUACAGGACAUGGCGGUACUACUGCACACUGUUACCAAGGAGAGAGACCAGGCCCUGGGUCUGCCAAUCAGAGAACAGCUAUCUGCACUGCAGGGCCACAGACCUGGUGGUGGUGUCUCUGUAGGAGAGCUGCCCUCCGACGAGAUCCAUCGGCUGCAGCAGCAGAACAGCAGUCUGAGGGCUGUCAUAGCCCAGAUGAGGAGGGACAUGGAGGAUCUCAGCCAGCCUUCUCAUCCUCCAGGACCCCCUGACACCUCCACCCAGAUCCCUAAAGGACCUCUACCCCAGCUUCCAACACAGAACUCAGCCAAGCCAACUGACAGCACUGCACAGCCCAGCCUGGCAGUGGUAGGUACCCCAGAGUAUACCCAGGUUCUAGAAGAGGAGGUAGCAGAACUGAAGGCCAGGUGUAGGCGCUUAGAGGACCAGCUAGAGGGCUCCACCAGACCCCAGAACACUGCCACGGUUACCCCGGCAACCACACUCAUCCCCAUCGCCCCCGACAACGCAUACCUCCAGAACCACAUCCGCUCCCUCAACGAGACCAUCGGUGGCCAGCGAGUAGAGAAGGUGGCCAACACAGCAGCUCUGAGGAAACAGGAGGUCAGGGUAGCUCACCUGGAGGCUGCCCUGGCCUCGCUCACCAAACAGUGCCACACCAAACAGAUGGAGGGGGAGGAGCUGCGUCUGGAGCUAGCCAAUCAGAAGAGGAGCUGGUCGUCUGAGGAGAGAGGACUACGUCAGCGUUUGGUUGUCGUGGAGAUGGAGCUGGAGGAAGUGAGGCGGGAGAAAGAGGAGUACCAGAAAGGAAGCAUCCUCAACAACCUGGAAACUGUUGCCCUGGGCAACCAGGUGUCUGCACUGAAGAUUGACAUCGCCAGCAGAAGGGAUCCCAUCGUCUGUGAAGAGAGUGAAAUGGUGAGGCAGCUCCAGGAGGAAAACCUGUGUUUGAGGCAACAGCAGCUGUCCCUGGGCCUGAGGUCCGUUGGGGCAGGCGGGUACGGGCCAGGGUGUGGGGGGGUACAGGGGGGUAAGCUCAGUGCCCCUCUCAAUGCCCAUCUCCUUCAGUCCAAACUGAAGCAAGCAGUGCAGUGUAUCGCCCGUCUGACCAGGGACAAACAGCAACUGAUUGAGAUGGGCAACAGGCUUCGGGCACAACUGACCGACGCUGGACUGGAGGUUCUUCAGUCUGCUCCCAAAACCUCUCUAAACCCAGUGUCUAUGGAGCCAGAGAGAGACCCAUCUAGAGACACCCAGCACCAGCAGGGUCGGCUUUCUGCCCUAGAACAACUGCAGUACCAGCUCACCACACAGGAGCUGCAGUAUGCCCAGAGGGAGCAGAGGAAGGGGGCUCCUAUCAUGGUGAGGCCUCUCCUCUCAGAGAGCAAGAGUGGAGACAGAGACAGGGUCAUCAACCCCUGGGGCCAGGGGCACAAGGACUCAGACAGACAUGAGCGUCCUAGGACUAAAGAGAACACCCCACCUAUCAGCAAAUCCCAGAGCUCCCUGCAGCUGGACCUCGGGUCACGAACCGCUUCCAGCCCGUCAGGUCCUCUACUGCUGUCGUCGGUGGUGACUGAGGGUUCACUAAGGGAGGUGUGGCAGAUACUAGACAGAGGUCUCAGCCCCUCCAUACUCACACCCCGGGAGAGCUGUUCUGAGAGAGGUGAUGGUGAGCUGAAUGAACCUAGCCCUGGGGACCAGGCAGUGGGGGUGAAGGGGUGCAGAGCACCUGUCCUGGAGAGGAUGACACCAGCCAGGCCGUCUGCCACCGCCAGGAAGACCAAGACUAGUGCGAGGGGGGGCAAGAUCAGGAACUACAAUAUCAAAGACUGAUGGAGACUUUCUGGUAGGCUAACAGAAUUCAACACAAUUGGUAACUGUUGGUACCUGGUACCAAAUGUUGCCCUGUGGUGCUUGAUUUAACGAAUACCAACAUACUUAGUAGGUAGAAAUGACAAGUAAAUACCUUGUCAUUUCUGUACUGUAAACUAGAGUGUUACUAUAAUAUCAGAGGCUAAUGCAGAAGGUAAUAGAUAUUGCGUGGGUGGUGCCAGGCUGGUUCUGCUCUAGCCAGGCUAGUUUGUCUUGGCAUGGCCACCAGGGGAGUGGUGCUGACAGCAGAUCCAGUCUGGCACCCAGAUUAGGUAGAUAGUAACUAUCUGCUCAGGCCAGGGGGAACCACUUGGCCUUACACCUCAGGAAAGAGAGGAUUCAUUGAAGUUCUUACUGGGCUUCCUUUCACUGAUGCUCACACUGAAAAGCACAAUUUUGUACCUUCUCAUGUUUUUCUCUCACCAUGACAAAUCAACUGUUAGGUGCUCUUGUUGUAUGGGUCCUGAACAGGCCUUGAUAUCUGUGUUGAUUUUUAUACCAAAUCAUGAAGUUGUGAUUGUUCCAAUAAAACAUUAAUUCAAAUUUUAA